AUGAAAACAACAACAUCACAUGAUGGAUUUAAAUGCAAUGCUCUUUGUCUUUUUCUUCCUAAUUUUGCUGGUAAAAUAAAACCAAUUAAAACAAGAAAAGAAUUUACAGAAAAAGUUGCGGCAACAAUGUCUAGGAAUGUUUCAUUGGAGAAUUUUGAAUGUGGCUCUUGGGCUUCUGCAGCUAUGUCUCAUGAGAUUGAUGGAGAUUCUAAUAACUCUUACUUUGAUCUUCCAUUGGAGUUAAUGAAAUAUAAUGCUGCUAUUGAAGUAGAUUCACAUUCACCUAUUGAUUGUUCUUCUGCAUCUUUUGGUUAUGAAAAAGAAAUUAAAGGGGUUUUGAAAUAUGGUUCAGCUAGAGGGAGUGUUAGAAAAUUGGAUGUGUCAACGCGACACAUUCGGUUUUCUUUAUCAUCUUCUUCUCCAUCAUACCUUGCAUCUCCAGCAUUUUGUAUUAGUCCUCGUUUGAAAAAAGCUAGAGAAGAUUUUAAUGCAUUCUUAGCAGCCGCACAAACUGCAUGA
Messenger RNA from Trifolium pratense (red clover), 519 nucleotides. RefSeq lists its product as uncharacterized. NCBI's taxonomy places the organism in Eukaryota, Viridiplantae, Streptophyta, Magnoliopsida, Fabales, Fabaceae. Gene Ontology annotation, biological process: photosystem I assembly; response to photooxidative stress. The transcript has a single exon. The record is from RefSeq and is a predicted model, not a curated record. The coding region runs from base 1 to 519 and encodes 172 amino acids. Gene Ontology annotation, cellular component: chloroplast thylakoid membrane.